AUGGGACAGCUAUUAGAAAUUAAAGGGUUUUACGUUUUACCUGUGACAAUAGAGGAUUGCAACUCAAAGCACUAUAUAUAUUUCAAGAAACACGAUGUCAAGAAUAGUGGAAAUGAUGGUGGUGGUGGUGAUGGUAGCCACAGGUCUUUGUUCAUGUGCAAUUUACCUAUAUUGAGUGAUUUGGCAACUAUAAGGAAAUAUUUUCAAAGUGUAGCUUUGGGCGCAACUAUAGAAAACUAUACCGAGUCGUAUCUCACAAGUUGUGAAGAGGAUGCUUGGGUUAAUUUGUCUAAACUAACCUCCGACUUAUCUGCAAACACAAUAGAUGAAGUUGCAAGCAGAUUACCGAAAAACUCGGCAAUAGUGACUUUUAUAGACAAGGCUUCUUUCCAACUUGCAUUCAAUGCGCUAAAGAAGCUUUCACUAUCAUCAUCUUCUUCUUCUUCUUUUUCUUCACCACCACUAUCACAGUCGAUAUGGCCAAUCAAAUUUGUAUCAUCUUCAUACUACCUUACACAAUACCAGCUGCUAAUGCUAGAUAAUGAAAAAUUGUCAGAACAAGUGGCUCAGGCUUUGAGUGAUUUCGAUAGGGCCGAGAAGGAGAGUAUCGAGAAUCUACAGGCACAGGCUAAUCUAGUUGAUGAAGAUGGGUUCACGUUGGUAGUUGGAUCUCAUAGAAAGACGAAAGCCGGUGUAUUGGGCAAGCAGAAAUUAACCAAGACCAUAGAGAGUGAAAAGGCUCAAAAGAAAUCAAAGAAGAAUGAAAAACCGGAUUUUUAUAGAUUUCAAUUGAGACAACGCAAAAAGGAGGAAAUGAAUGAAUUGUUGAACAAGUUUAAGGCGGAUCAAGAGAAAGUGAGAUUAAUGAGGGAGAAGAAAAGAUUCAGGCCGUAUUGA
Messenger RNA from Lodderomyces oxycetoniae, 897 nucleotides. RefSeq lists its product as uncharacterized. Gene Ontology annotation, biological process: ribosomal small subunit assembly; rRNA processing. Bases 1 to 897 code for a protein of 298 amino acids. Gene Ontology annotation, cellular component: UTP-C complex; CURI complex. The record is from RefSeq and is a predicted model, not a curated record. Lineage: Eukaryota; Fungi; Ascomycota; Pichiomycetes; Serinales; Debaryomycetaceae. The transcript has a single exon.